Molecule: messenger RNA, 2400 nt
Organism: Mangifera indica (mango)
Lineage: Eukaryota; Viridiplantae; Streptophyta; Magnoliopsida; Sapindales; Anacardiaceae
Product: AP2-like ethylene-responsive transcription factor AIL1
Exons: 9
Coding region: 308-2101 (597 amino acids)
Biological process (GO): regulation of DNA-templated transcription
Molecular function (GO): DNA binding; DNA-binding transcription factor activity
Source: RefSeq, a predicted model, not a curated record
UUUUGGGUAAUUGAGCCGCUAAAAAUUAAUCGGCCAUCUCUGCAAAAUCUGAGUAGGAAAUGAAAGGGUGGGGCACGAAAAUCAAUGCACAUGAGCAAAACAGAUGCAGAACUGAAAAUUAAGACGGGAGAAGUUUGUAUGCAUUUUUGAAGUUUGAGCUCUCAAGCCAAAAUCCCAAGUCCCAGUAGGCAAGAGCAACAACAAAAGAGAGAGAAAAGCACAACACAGUACACAUCAACUCCUCUUGUUUAUUAUAUAUACAUAAGAAACAGUUUCUGUUUGUGAUUGUCAUAUUUUUGUAGAGAAUAUGAGUAAUUGGUUGGGAUUUUCUCUGACUCCUCACCUGAGAAUCGAUGAUGGUUUUGUUGGUAGAGAUGGCCAAGAUCCUCCUUGUUUCUCUACUUCUCAUCAUCAUCAUCAUCAUGACUCUUCUUUGUCUGUCAUGCCUUUGCACUCUGAUGGCUCUCUCUGUGUUGUUGAUCCUUUCAGGCGCUCUUCUCAUGGAGAUUGGAGGUACGAAGAUGGAAUGGGAAGCUCAACUGGUCUAAACGAUCAGGAAGGUCCAAAGCUUGAAGAUUUCUUGGGGAGUUGUUACUCAAACUCUCCGUCAGAUGAUGUUUCUAACAAAGCCGUAUAUUGUGAAGACUUAAAAUCUGGAAUCAAUGUUAAUCUAACUCCAAGUUACAACUCUAACGGAGAGAUGGAACCCAGUGACAAUCUCACAAACCCAUCUGGGAUAAUCCAUUCUCAUCAUCACCAUCACUACAUUGACACCCCACAAACCCUAAUUUCCAGUGAUUUAAGCCAAACUAACGACAUCUCUAAUCACAACAUGUAUCAUGUCCCUUUUGAGAAUGCAACUUCAGUUUCUGGGUUCAAGUCUUGGCUUAGACAAACACCAUCUUCUGCUGAGAAAACUCCUACUGAUAAUCAACCCAACAACUGUAGCUAUCAGUCUCUCUCUCUCACCAUGAACCCCAUUAGCUUAGAGCAAAAUGAUGGAAUGGGUGCGAUUUCAGUGCCAUUACAAGGAGUAAUUACGGAUACCCGUAAAAGGGCAGUGGGGAAAACUCUUGCUAGAGAACCGGUUCCUCGUAAAUCUAUUGAUACUUUCGGGCAAAGAACCUCACAGUAUCGUGGUGUUACAAGGCAUAGGUGGACUGGACGAUACGAGGCUCAUUUGUGGGACAAUAGUUGCAGAAAAGAAGGACAAACAAGAAAAGGAAGGCAAGUGUAUCUCGGUGGAUAUGACAAGGAAGAGAAAGCAGCUAGGGCUUAUGAUUUGGCUGCCUUGAAGUAUUGGGGUCCAACAACUCAUAUAAAUUUUCCUUUGAGUACAUAUGAGAAAGAGCUUGAACAGAUGAAGCACAUGACUAGACAGGAAUUUGUUGCCAAUUUAAGAAGGAAAAGUAGUGGGUUUUCAAGAGGAGCUUCUGUUUACAGAGGAGUGACAAGACACCAUCAGCAUGGAAGGUGGCAAGCUAGAAUUGGAAGGGUUGCAGGCAACAAAGACUUGUAUCUUGGAACAUUUAGCACACAAGAGGAAGCUGCAGAAGCCUAUGAUAUUGCUGCGAUUAAAUUUAGGGGGACUGGUGCAGUGACCAAUUUUGAUAUAAGUAGGUAUGAUGUAAAGAGAAUUUGCUCAAGCCCUACGCUUCUGGGCAGUGACCUUGCCAAAAGAUCACCUAAGGAGUCUGCUCCAACUGCUCUUGAGGCAUACAAUUCUUGCGCCUCUUCAACGUCACCUCAACCCCUUCUUGCCAUGGCAACGAGCGGUGAGGCAUCUGAUGAAUUGGCUGACAUGCUGUGGAGUACUAACUCAGAUGAUCAUCAACAACAUCAUCAAAGCAAUAACACGAACAAUGAUGUGCCGCUAGUGACAGUAAGUAGUAGGGCUUCAUCUGAUCCUCAGAGCCCUAAAUGCUCGGUUGGAUUGACCACUGAAUUCGGCAUUGGUGGAGACUACUCUCAAGGCUAUUUCUCAUUGCAGGGUCCAAAGUAUGAAGACAGCGAUACAGGAAGUGACCAUGCAAGCAACACCAGGUUUGCAAAUCUGGGAUUGGUUAAUCAAGUCCCGAUGUUUGCUCUGUGGAAUGAGUAGUAAAAAGGGUUUUAUUUUGGAGAAAAAAAAUACACAAGUUGGGGUACGUAGAAGAAAGUAGUUCACAGUGGAAGUUAAUCAAGUUUAGUUAGCUAAACAGGGGCUAGUUGAAUAUGUUAACAAGUGAUUAUGAUUUAUUUUGAUGUUCAACCACCGAUUUUCACUAUAGUCUUCAGCACUACAUAUUAUAUCUAUUAAAAUGUAGUGGCUGUUAGGUGUUUUUGUGCUAGUUUUGUUAGUUUUGUAACAACUGGUAUUCACAAUCGAAGUAUGCAUCCAUCUAAUAUUAUUUUCUGCAA